AUGGCUCUCUUUCAACAAAGCAGCUCCGGUUCGACCAAGAAUUUGGUCGAAUUCAAGUGCGGUAAAAUGACCAUGUCGGGGACUACUGUUACCGCUGACCCGCGCAAAGGACUUCUGUACAUUCAGAAGGGAGAAGACCAGGCGAUGCAUCUUUACUGGAAGGAUCGAACUUCUGGAAAGGUAGAAGAUGAUGUCUACCUCUUCCCCGACGAUGCGGAGUUUGUUCCUGUUCCUCAGUGCAAGGAUGGAAGAGUCUACCUCCUCAAGUUCAAGUCCCACAGCAACAAGCGCUUCUUCUGGAUGCAGGAGCCGGACAAAAACAAGGAUAAAGACAAGGACUUGAUCGAACAAGCGAAUGAAGCAAUCAACAAUCCUCAAGCGGCGGAUGCCGGUCUCAUGGGCUCUGGUCAUGAGGAGUUGCUUCGAUUGAUCAGCAGCAGCGGGGGCAUUCCCAACGCGCAGUUGCAGAAUUUGAUUCAGUCCCAGAUGCGAUCAGGAUCUUCUCGAAGCUCCCGCUCUGGCAACGCUUCUAAAAAGGCAAAGACAGAUGACAAAGGGUCCAAAACGUCCUCUUCACUUCCCACCCCUAACUUCUCCACUGUCCCGGCGACUGGUUCUAGCGCUGGAGCCUCUUCUGCCGCUACUCCUACUCCCGGAGCUACUCCUGGAGGAGCAUCAACUCCGGGCGCAGCGCAGCUUUCAGACUUGCAGAGUAUCCUUACUCGUCUUGGCGGGGCUGCUUCUCCCAGCGCCGCCGCUCCAAUUGACAUCGCUGAAGCGAUGCGAUCUGAAGACCUCAUCCCCAUGCUCGCCGAUGAAAAGAUCAGAGAGGCUUUGAUGAAGCACCUUCCAGAGGGCAACACGAUUCCAAAGACGGAAGCAGAGCUCAAGGAGACAAUUCACUCACCUCAAUUCAAGCAGGCAACUCAAGCGUUCUCUCACGCCUUGUCUACCGGACAGCUGGGACCCGUGCUAAAGCAGUUUGGAAUAAGCGACGCAGCUUGCGAAGCUGCCACUAAGGGAGACGUAGCCGGUUUUGCCAAGGCGAUGCAAGAGGAUGCCAAAAAGAACGCAGAUAAACCUGCCGCCGAAGACAGCAUGGAAACCAACUGA
Molecule: messenger RNA, 1113 nt
Organism: Oikopleura dioica
Lineage: Eukaryota; Metazoa; Chordata; Appendicularia; Copelata; Oikopleuridae
Source: the annotation of a GenBank genome assembly